This is a messenger RNA of Megalops cyprinoides (Indo-Pacific tarpon), 2753 nucleotides long. RefSeq lists its product as uncharacterized. The coding region runs from base 134 to 2410 and encodes 758 amino acids. Lineage: Eukaryota; Metazoa; Chordata; Actinopteri; Elopiformes; Megalopidae. The transcript has 4 exons. The record is from RefSeq and is a predicted model, not a curated record.
CGAGGAAGAGCACCGACAAAAGAGAGCUACAGCUGGCGUGAAAAGGACAAAUGGAAAUGAACUGAGAGAGGGGAGCAGCCACACUCAAAAUCAGAAACAAAAAGAGGGAGAAGACCACUCAGAGCCGGUAACCAUGGAGACCAGCCAGCUUUCAGAAAUGGCCUCCAUAAUUGACUGCAGAGUGGAUUCCGUGGAGACAGAGAUCGCAGAAAAUGCAGGCUUGCUCAGGGACGAGGAGCGCCUUGGUUUCUCGGAAUCUGUGGAAAUGAAAGAAGCCAUGGAAAUGUCCGAGGACCUGCCACAAGAUGAGGCCGAAAUCAGCAAUCAAGAGGGAGCAGGAAACAGGAAAUGGAGCGCGACUGAUGAGCACUUUCAAGAGGACGCUUUGGUCCGAAAGACAGGACAGGAGGAGCUGAUUCGGACGGAGUCCAUGGCCUCGUCUGUUUCUGACACGCUCUCAAGCCCAGGAAGCGUGUACGAGAAUGAGCUGGCCCGGCACAGAGGAGACCCACCAGACCCAGAGCAGCUGGACAGCCCUGUGCUGUCAGAUGAUGCUGAAGACAUCCAUGAGGUUCUGGAGGCCACCCCAGAAUGCGACAGCCCAAAGGAACCACCGUCCAUCCUGCAUGACAAUGAGGAGGAAAUACAGGAGUCUGUCUUAUGUGACAACCAGAAGGAAACACAAGAGGAAAGGCAUGAUUCCCUUUUGGAGCAGUGCACCCACGAGGAGAUCUCAUCAGACGUCUCCGCAGAGUCGGGUCACGACCCCAACCAAGACGAUGACUUGAGCGACUGCCUGCAGGUAGAAAUCGCCAUCGUCUCUUCAGAUAGCGAGACUGAUGAGAACUGGAGAGCCAUGUUUUCCUCCUCAAUACACAAUGAAGAGGGCGUGGUGCACUUUGAGGAUGGCGGCCAAGAGUCCAACACUGGAGAAGCGCCCGUCCAAAAAAGCACGGAGGCAGCGGAGGGUCUCACAGAGUCGCACCAGGGAACCAAGGCUGAAACAGCAGACAGAGCCAACGUACUGGAGCAACCAGAACCCCUCUCCAAAUCGGACUUCCGAACACUUACCCAGUCCUCCGACACCUCUGCUCAUUUCCACAGCUUGGCAAAAAUUUCUGAGGACGAGGAGGAGCCCGGACAAGGGGCAAAACAUAGCGCGUGCCCCUCUCAUGCCACCGACACAGACCCCAAGAAGAAGGUCCCGAAUGACUACUGUGUGAUACAGGAAACAAAGAGUGAGAAUGUCAGCACAGAGCACGUUAACUUCCGAGCGGCGCGCACGCAGUGGCUAAGGAUGGAGGAGCAGACCAAACGGCAGGUGCACCAGCCUCCACCCAAGCAGGGCAUGUGCCAAGGGGGCCACAGCUUCAUGUACACCCCUGUCCGCAACAUUGACAAGCUCAAAAAAGACCCGGAGUUGGACAGUUUGGGACUGAGUGAGUACCCCAACACCCAGUUCAGCCCAUGCUCAGAGGACUCGGGUCUGGACGAUUCCAGCUACAGGUCCAAUUACGACGACCCCGAGACACCCAUUGAGAGGGAAAUCCGCUUAGCCCUGGAGAGAGAGGAGAGCCUCAGACGGGAGAGGGGCAUCUCUAAAGCAGCUAACGCUGGCGAGGGUGUGCCAGCUAAGGUCAGGCCAGCCAGUCUCCUCCCUGGCAAGUAUGAUAAGGGCCCGUGCCAGGAGAUUGACAAAAGGAGAAAAGCAUUUGAGGCUCAAGAGGACAGCUGCAGGGCCCAGCGCUCACCCGGCACCAAGCCCCCGUCCUUCACCCUCACCUCCUCGUCAUCGCCGAAGGCCCCACUCUAUCACGAAAUGGCGGCCAACAACGUCAUCAUCCUGGAGCCAGACCCCUGCUCCACCAGCCCCAGGCACUGCGCCAAGGCACCCUUGAGUGCCCCGCUGCCCAAGAGGUUCAACGAGUGGCCCUCCGAGACAACCAGCGUCAUCAUCCUGGAGACGUCCAACCUGAUCAUACGCAGCGCCUCGGAGUUCUGCCUGAACACCGCCUGCCAGGAGACACAGGAGAGCACCUUCCUCAACAACCCCUUCUUCAAGCUGCGAUCCAGGAGCACGCAAUCCCUGGUGGACCAGGAGAUCAAGGUGGUGAAACAGAGGGAGGAGGAGCUGAGAAGGCAAAGAGCACAGCUCUACGCGAAGGAGAAAUACGACACAGUCCUGGUGUCUCCGAACCUGCUAGAGAACCUGUGCUUUGACAGAUCAGCAGAGCUCCCUGUGAGAUGCAAGUCCUCACCAUCAUCACCCAUGAAGACAGCGCGUAAAAUGGAUCGCUCCACACUGUCCUGCGAACAUAAGUACCCAGACACAUUCUCUGGAGGACGCCGCAAAAGCGCGAUGGCAAUGCGCUGGGAAGCAGGGGAGUUUGCCAGUCACGAGAAGGAGUGACACGCAGGAAUCCCUUCCCAUAGGUGCGCAGACUCUUAAAACAAGGACCAGAUAGUCAGCUCCAAGGCACUCCCCACUGAAAGUUCUGUUUGUGUUAUUGCUGAAGCUCCAUCUAUUUUGAUUUGCUGGCUUGCUAUGAAAAUUCUUAAAGGGGUGUGUUCUAAAACAUCCGCAGGAAUGUACAGGAGCCCAGAUGCCACCGGGACCUCCUAGAGAGAGGACAGAGGAGAUGCAGCAGCUGAAUAUCUGGUCACAAUAGAAUGUCUGUGGUAGAAGAGUGUAUAUUUACUACUCUGUUUUCCUAAAAUGGAUGCAGUGCUACAUCUGUCUCAUGUGAAAGUAU